Rhizopus microsporus ATCC 52813 is the source of this 1367-nucleotide messenger RNA. Its product is annotated as transaldolase. Bases 63 to 1031 code for a protein of 322 amino acids. Gene Ontology annotation, biological process: pentose-phosphate shunt, non-oxidative branch; pentose-phosphate shunt; carbohydrate metabolic process. The transcript is spliced from 3 exons. NCBI's taxonomy places the organism in Eukaryota, Fungi, Mucoromycota, Mucoromycetes, Mucorales, Rhizopodaceae. Gene Ontology annotation, molecular function: transaldolase activity. The record is from RefSeq and is a predicted model, not a curated record. Gene Ontology annotation, cellular component: intracellular anatomical structure; cytoplasm.
AUAUUACUCACUUGGAAGCCGUUUUAUAUUUUCUUUUCUUUCACAUACCCUUUUUUCUCAAAAUGUCUGUUCUUGAACAACUCAAACAAUUCACGACUAUUGUUGCUGACACUGGUGACUUUGAAUCUAUCGAUCAAUAUAAACCUCAAGAUGCUACCACUAACCCUUCUUUAAUCUUGGCUGCUACUCAAAAGGAACAAUAUGCACGCUUGAUGGAUCAAGCUAUCGAAUAUGCUAAGGCUAAGGGCGGUUCUGAUGAAGAAAAGGUUGGUUUGGCCAUGGAUAAGCUUUUGGUCAACUUUGGUACCGAAAUCUUAAAGAUCGUUCCUGGCCGUGUCUCUACCGAAGUCGAUGCUCGUCUGUCUUUCGACGUUGAAGGUACAGUCAACAAGGCUAUUGCCCUUAUCAAGUUGUAUGAAGAGAAUGGUAUCAGCAAAGAUCGUAUUUUGAUCAAGAUUGCUUCUACCUGGGAAGGUAUCCAAGCUGCCCACAUUCUCGAAACCAAGCACAACAUUCACUGUAACUUGACCUUAUUGUUUGGUUUUGCUCAAGCUGUUGCCUGUGCUGAAGCCGGCGUCACUCUUAUCUCUCCCUUCGUCGGACGUAUCUUGGAUUGGUACAAGAAGAGUACUGGCGAGAAUUAUACUGGUUCUGAAGACCCUGGUGUCCAGUCUGUCACCAAGAUUUACAACUACUAUAAGAAGUUUGGUUACAAGACCAUCGUGAUGGGCGCCUCUUUCCGUAACACAGGUGAAAUUGAGGAAUUGGCCGGUUGCGACUUCUUGACUAUCUCACCUGCUCUUUUGGCUGAAUUGAAGAAGGCCGAUAAGAAGAUUGAACGCAAGUUAAGCCCUGAAAAUGCUCAAGCUGCUUCUCUCGAAAAAGUCACUUUCUUCAACAACGAAAAGGCCUUCCGUUGGGAAAUGAACCAAGAUGCCAUGGCUUCUGAAAAGUUGGGUGAAGGUAUUCGUAACUUUGCAAAGGAUGGUAUUAAACUUGAAAAUACCUUGAGAGAAAAGCUCAACUUGUAAAUAUCCCCAAAAAAUCAUACUUUCCCCCACCAUUCUAAAAGUUUAAAAAGGUAAUGCUUUUCCUUUAAAGAAGAGGUUAUUUUGUAUGUCCAAUAAAACUACGUUGAAAUGUUUAGCCAUUUGACCUUCAUGUCAUGAUUAUGUAAUAUAAUUGAAAGCCAAUUCAUGUCAACAUACGGGAUGUUUCAUAGGCCACUUUUCAUAGGCUACUUUGGUCCUUUUUGAAACCCGAGGAUAAUUGCAAGGUACCUGAAGGGCAUGAUUGUGUCCCCCCUGCAAUCCUAUUUAAAUAUUACCUUUUCUAUUAAAAAUAACAAUAAGACAGGUAGACAAUAG